Planococcus citri (citrus mealybug) is the source of this 1520-nucleotide messenger RNA. RefSeq lists its product as uncharacterized. Bases 63 to 1346 code for a protein of 427 amino acids. The transcript is spliced from 6 exons. The record is from RefSeq and is a predicted model, not a curated record. NCBI's taxonomy places the organism in Eukaryota, Metazoa, Arthropoda, Insecta, Hemiptera, Pseudococcidae.
ACCCUGUGUAGUUGUGGGAAUUGUUUCUCAUUUAUAGUGUUAAUUCACAUCAAAAACGCAAGAUGAAUUCAAACUGCAGCGUUACUUUUUUUUACAUUUCAAUCAUCAUUACUAUAAAUGCAAUUCGUUUUGCUUUAGGUUUAUACGAACCAGUUAUCUAUUUGGACGCACCCAAGUUUCACCAUUUCGGAUACCUAAAGGUAGAGGUAGAAGAAGAUGACUCACAUACGAGUAAACACUACCUCGUGAAAACUAUAGAUAAAAAUCAAGAAAUUUUCGUGGCUUGCCCAAAUCAGGAUCCAGAUCAUCCUAAUACUUUUGCUAUACACUCGACGGAGGUUGGUAAAGCGGCUGCCACGCCAAUAUGCGAACAUUCCGUUGAAUCUCAAAUUUACUUCACGAAUAAUAUUCGGAAUUAUAGUGCAGUUGGAUUCUUGAUUUAUGCUCCGGAUAAAUCAUGGCCUGAUCAAGAUUUCGAUGUACCAGAGCAUCACCUAGUUGUCGAAUUAAUUCAGUUUAAUUUUGACAAAUAUGACGAAAAAAUUAUAUGUUUGCGGUAUUUCAUCUAUGGAGGUGAAUUUCCGCAACUAGAACUGAUUCGUCAAGAGGACGACCUCCGGAAAUACCGGAAGAACUUGGAUAUUUACAAAAACGACAUCGAUAUUUUUUACUCUCCUCGUAAUUGCCCAUUUGUCAAAGUACCGCUAGCUCCCGAAGAGGAUUUCCUCUUCGAUUACUGGAAAUCAGCUUCACGACAGAAUAUCUUCACUGCUCCGAUGUGGCGCGAUUUGCUAGCUCAAUGGCAAGCCUUGGAGAUAUUUAUACGAAAAGUUACUCAAAUUACCGAUUGGGUUGGCGUCGAAACUGGGAUUUACGAAGAACUUACAAGACUACCCGACGGUCUACGUAAUCCUUUGUUUGAAAAUAUUGAGUGGCCAGACGAUCAGUACCGUAUUCCCAGAUAUUUCUGGAAAACUGUUUCCUUGCUACAGGAACACGAGGGUCAAAAUUAUAAUUACGGAAUCCUGUUCAUCAUGCACAAUGUUCCUAAUUUAGACCCUAAUAACGAAUGGAAUAUCAAAAAAAUCUGCACUGAUUACAAUAUCGUUGAUUUAGGAUGGACGUUUUUACAAAACGAUCAUUUUAAGAGUCCUAUGUACGCUUGUCCGAUAAAUGAUGUAACUUUGAGUUAUUUGGGUGAAAUGACUGACGAAAAAUAUGAAGAUUUCAAUUUGAAUUCAUUGUCGUUGUUCAAAGUUGAUGAUAAAGGUAAAGGAUACAUCGAAGAAGUAAAGGUUAUUGAGGAAAUGGCGAAGUUGACCAAGACUAUUGACAGUACUGAUUAGGAAUUUUGAUUUUUUUUUUAAAUGAUGAUGAUUCGAUGAUUAGUAUACUAUAUUUACGUAUUAUGUAUAUUUUUUAAAUGGGUACCUAACCUUAUAUAUAUAUUUUUUAGUUUAUGUUGCAAAACCAUUUGAUGUUUGAUUGUACACUUUCGAAAUUAAAUUUAUUUGUUCAUA